This is a messenger RNA of Tinamus guttatus (white-throated tinamou), 1113 nucleotides long. NCBI's taxonomy places the organism in Eukaryota, Metazoa, Chordata, Aves, Tinamiformes, Tinamidae. The record is from RefSeq and is a predicted model, not a curated record.
UCUCGUAUGACAGCUGUGCUUUCGCUCUCUCAGCUUGCCUGAAGUAUGAUUAGCACAGAGCUAAUUUUUAUACAUUCAAGAUUCUAGAUAGCAAUAUUCAUAAACUACAGCAGCUCUGUGUAUCUGAUUCAAGCACUAAUUGUGUGGGUCCUAUCACGAAUACAGCGGGAAAGCAGUGUAUUUCACGGCUAAUACUAGAGAAGAGACACGCAAUGCUCAGUGGAUAAAAGGCUUGUAGUCCCAGCUGGGAAAAUCGUUCCAUUAUCUCCCAGCUGCAUAGACAUUCCAUACGGCUCCGUUCUGCCUCGGUGAACACUGUGACUUGCUGAGAGCUUCAAACAGUUCUGCAGAAAAUUGUAAAGAUCCUGAGACAUUUCACUGUUAAGAUCUAAUAUCAAGGUAGUCACAGGAAGACACACUUUACUUUCCACUGAUUGGAUGGGAGGAAUUUUUGACCUUGGAAAGUGGAGAUGGUGUUGCUAUGGAAACAUAAUUCUGCUGCCAUUCAUAAGCUGCAGCACAGGGGAAGACACUCUACAUGGCCCUAUUUUUAUCCAAGAGCCAUAUGAUACCACUUAUUCUAUAAACUCAGCAAAUCCAGAAAUACUACUGAACUGUACAGCUAAAGGAUAUCCUCUCCCAUACUACAGGUGGAAGCAAAAUGGCACAGAUAUUGAUCUUACCAUGAGUUAUCACUGCAGGUUGGUUGGAGGCAGCCUGGCAAUCAAUAAUCCACAUCAAAAACAGGAUAUUGGAACACACCAAUGUUUGGCCACCAAUUCAUUUGGAACAAUUCUGAGCAGGAAGGCAAAGCUGCAAUUUGCAUACCUUGAAAAUUUUGAAACCAAAGCAAGAAGAACGGUGUCAGGCAGAGAAGGACAAGGAGUGGUUCUGCUUUGUGGUCCUCCACCUCAUCAUGGAGGCUUGUCGUAUGCAUGGAUCUUCAAUAGACUUUAUGUUCAGGAAGAUAGCCGCUGAUUUGUUUCACACGAAACAGGAAAUCUGUACAUUGCCAAAGUAGAGCCAUCUGAUGUGGGCAAUUAUACUUGUGUUGCAACUAACUCUAACGCUGAACAAAGUGUACAGAGACCUCUACUCCUCUCAUUAUUUUAG